AUGCCGCCAACACCGCCGUCGACGACCUCUUCUAGCGCAGGGCAAUCACCGCCAGACCCGCAGUUCCGAGUUGUGCGCAAGCGGAAUCGCGUUCCUCUAUCAUGUGGAGCCUGUAGGCAUCGAAAACUGAAAUGCAAUCGAGGCCAUCCUUGCGACAAUUGCACAAAGCGCGGAGAUACGGCAUCAUGUACGUAUGCUACUCCGGGCAAUCGCAAGAAGAGUACAGCCAGCUCCGGCUCCUCCACAUCGCCCGAUGACAUGCAAAACCGCAUUGACCGCCUCGAAGGACUUGUUCUCUCUUUGAUGACCAAUGGAGCUCAGAGUGCUGGCCCUGCUGCUGCUCAAGCGGCUAUUGCAAACAGUCUCAACGGUGCAAGUUCGGACCAGCACUUUGACAUGAGCAUCAGCGCACCCGACUCAAUACCCGAGGAAGACGUAGGUGAAGAAAGCGAGAUGGAACAUGUCACAAAAUCCAUCGGGGUGAUGAAGGUGCACAACAACCACACUGUAUUUGCAUCAGAAGCUCACUGGUACGCCAUUUUGGGAGAACUUUCAGAAGUUAAGAAUUACUUUGCAGAGCACAAGAAGCAAUACGAAGAGCAGCUCAAGCGAUACAAGGCGAGCCGUGUCGAGGAUCGUCCACCAGGAACAGCAUUCCUUAUGGGCGGACAGAAGCCUACCUCGAAGGCUGAAAUCCUAUCACAGUUCCCUCCAAAACCCACAGCCGACCUUCUCGUCUCGCGCUUCUUCAACACGUAUGACCCCGGUAUUCACAUCAUUCAUGGUCCCUCUUUCCAGAAAGAGUAUGACAGGCAUUGGUUACAACCAGAUGAGACACCCAUUGUCUGGCUCGGGACCGUCUUUGCAAUGAUGUGCAUUGCAUUGCAGUCAUACACUCGAGCCGGUGACGAGCCUCCCGAAUACCACAACAAGUCCUGGGAGAUGUCAAGAGAAUAUGGAGAUUUGACAGCCCAAUGUUUGAUAAUGGCAGACAUUACACAGCCCGUUACAGGCAUGAUGGAGACGUUGAUCCUGCAUAUUCACGCCGAAUAUGCACGCAGCAGAGACGCAGAGGUGGGUAUCUUGAUAAGCACAGGCAUCAUAGUACGGUUAGCGAUGCGAAUGGGGUUGCACCGAGAUCCCGGACCAUAUACAGACAUGUCUGUAUUCCAGGGGGAGAUGCGGAGACGUGUGUGGGCAGCAGUGCGUUCAAUCGAUCUUCUAUUCUCAGCUCAGGCAGGGCUACCCCCGAUCGUUCGACCACGAGAUACUAAUACCGAGAUUCCACGCAAUAUCUACGAUGACGAGCUUCGUGAAGAUAUGAAGGUUCUGCCGCCCUCGAGACCCGAGACAGAGGCCACCCCCGCUUUGUUCUUGAUCAACCGGACGAGACUGAUCUAUAAGCUGGGAGAGGCUAUUGAGUGCACCGAUACCCUGACCUGCUCCUCUUACGAGGAAGUGAUGAAGCUCGAUGCAGAGGCACGGGAGCUGCACGAUAACAUCUCGCCACAUCUCAAGAUGCGAGGGAUGGAUGAGUCGGCACGCGAUCCGUCAACGCUAAUCAUGCAACGCUUUACGCUAGAUCUGCUCUUCUUAAAGAUCAUAUGCGUACUUCACCGAAAGUACCUAGCUUAUGCAAGAGUGCAAUCACGCUUUGCCUAUUCUAGGAAAGCUGUCAUUGAAGCUUCAAUGAUGCUUCUCAAACACCAAGCGACCCUGCACCGGGAAUGUCAGGCUGGUGGCCGACUACGGAAUGUCAAAUGGUUCAUCUCUUCGCUCACUACGGUCGACUUCCUGCUCGCCGCAAUGAUAAUAUCGUCCGACCUCUGGCACACCACUAGGGACUCUUCAAAUCGCUCUCCACCGCCAGCAGACGCGCUUAUGUGGAGUUCAGAUCGGCGUGAUGAGAUGUUUGAAGCUAUAGAGAUAGCGGUAGGGAUCUGGGAUGGUCUCAAGGAUCAUUCAAUGGAAGCAUACAAAGCCCACAUGACUCUCAGCGUUAUGUUGGAACAACUGAAGAAGCAUCGAUCAACAAAGCAGGCACCGAACGGGUUCCAAGCAGCUUCUUCAGCUUACCCAACGAUGGUGCCAAUGGAAGAUGCUAGUGUCGCACCAGAACACUCGGCAGCAAUGACACUGGGGUUAUUGAGCACAGGUGGUAUGACACCAAAUGCGAAUAUGUUCGAUCAGCGAUACCCAGCCGGAAUGGCGAAUUUGUUGAACGACCCGGCACCUCAGUCAUCAACAGGAUUGACGCCACAGUACAAUCAGCCGACAAAUGGACCUGUAGGACCGGAGAACACGCCGAGCCCGUUCUCAAAUUUGUUUGGAGCCAAUUUCUUCCAGAAUUUGGAUCUUCCGCCAACAGACAACAUCAACUGGGAUGCAUGGGACUCGUACAUCCAAGGCCCAGGCAUGGAAGCGACGAGCAACUUCUUUCCAAUGGACAUUGGUAGUAUGCCAAUGCAGACGGAUCAAAAUGGGCUGCAACCGGGACAUGCACCUGUUCAACAGGCCGCCAAUGGAGGUCGGACAAGUAUGUUUGGGCAUGAUGUCUACAUGGGCGCUGAUCCGAAGACGAGUUCUGGUGAGGGCUAUGCCAUUGGGUUUAUAUCGCCGAAGCAGUCCAACUAG
Messenger RNA from Pyrenophora tritici-repentis Pt-1C-BFP, 2634 nucleotides. Its product is annotated as Fungal-trans domain containing protein. Lineage: Eukaryota; Fungi; Ascomycota; Dothideomycetes; Pleosporales; Pleosporaceae. The record is from RefSeq and is a predicted model, not a curated record. Gene Ontology annotation, molecular function: zinc ion binding; DNA binding; DNA-binding transcription factor activity, RNA polymerase II-specific. Gene Ontology annotation, biological process: DNA-templated transcription; regulation of DNA-templated transcription.